Messenger RNA from Micropterus salmoides (largemouth bass), 1204 nucleotides. Its product is annotated as probable inactive tRNA-specific adenosine deaminase-like protein 3. NCBI's taxonomy places the organism in Eukaryota, Metazoa, Chordata, Actinopteri, Centrarchiformes, Centrarchidae. Gene Ontology annotation, cellular component: cytoplasm; nucleus. Gene Ontology annotation, molecular function: tRNA-specific adenosine-34 deaminase activity. The record is from RefSeq and is a predicted model, not a curated record.
CACAGGCAUACAGGAGGAGUCGAGUGCAGCUAACUGGGCUUUUUGAUCAAACUCUACUUUCAUCAGCGUUUUGAUGUCGAAAGAGGACAACAACAAAACAAUGGAGCCACAGACGAAACGCUGGAAAGGGUCCGAGUGUGACACUGGCUCCUGGGCUGCGUAUCCUGUACUGUCAGAUGAGCAGUCACAAGACAUUGAGCUGAUAGAGGCGUUUGCUGCACCCAUUGUCAACAAGAAAGAGACAUCUCGACUUAUCCGGGAGCUGCACAACCUCUACCCGCUGAAGGGCCUUCAGCACAUAAAGAGGGUGCGGGCGGUCAAGGAGAAGGGCAGCCCUCACCCUCUGGAAGUCCUUGUGUGCCUCGUCAGUGAUGCACCAGACAUGAAGGCGGCCAGCGUGAACUCUCUGCUCCCCUCAGAUGGAGUAAGACGUGACGGAUUAGGUGAACUUUUUGUGGUUAAGGUCCCUGCACGUCCCCCCUUGACCCGACCCCAGUUUGAGCUGGCGAGCAAACACUGGCCCACCUCCUUUCAUGAGGACAAACAGGUGACCGUCGCCCUGAGAGGAGAACUCUUCAGUCCGCCUCAGAAAGCCAAGAUGCACAUGUACAUGAUGGCUGCUUUGACCGCUGCCAAGGAAGGGAAUGAGUUGGGAAUGGAGGCGGCGGGGGCCGUGGUGGUCGACCCAGCAAUGGAAAGAAUCAUUGCAGUGGGUCAUGACUGCAGAGGUGACCAUCCCCUUCAUCACGCAGUCAUGGUCUGCAUUGACCUUGUGGCUCGGAGCCAGGGCGGUGGAUGUUAUUCUUUUGAUAGAUAUCCUGCUUGCCGAUUUUCGUCGCCUAUUUCGGACACCUUUCAAAAGGUUUCUGAUGCAGAGGCGAGCUCUCAGCCAUACAUAUGCACUGGGUAUGACCUUUAUGUGACCCGGGAACCUUGUGUUAUGUGUGCCAUGGCGCUGGUACACUCCCGGAUAGGUCGUGUCUUCUAUGGGACUGCGUCUGCCGACGGGGCCUUAGGGACCAAAUAUAAAAUCCACUCGCAGAAAGAUUUGAACCAUCACUUUGAGGUUUACAAAGGAGUCUUGGGAAAGCAGUGUGAGGAUCUAAAUGGUUCUGACAGCCACAAUAAAAGGAAAGUUUACAAGAAAGUAGAUAAUGAAUGUAUUAAUUUCAUCAGCGCCUGGAGCUGGAAAUUUGAUUUCUAA